AUGCUGUCAGGUAUAUCAUCGAUUUGGUCUGCAGCUAUUGGCGCAGGUUUUGAGUGCAAGCGAACCUAUGACGCGUACAUGGCAGUUGAGCGACGCGGGUUCGAAUGCCAUAGAUCCGUUAGUGUCCCCCUCAAAAUAAGUCGGCUAACUACCGCACACAUUCGAGCUGGCCACACGGGCAGGUCGGCCACCCUGAAUUCUCGUAUGAAAGGUGUCUUCAUUGAUCCAAUAUAUCCCUCAAACUACUUCAUAUCAGAGUCUUCUACCACUUUACUGACGAUUAAUCACAUUGGUGGUAUCUUAAACUACUUUAAUCAUCACCUUAUCUUAUAUCCUUACAAUCUACAUAAGUUACUUGAGGUAACAAACUGA
Aspergillus niger is the source of this 372-nucleotide messenger RNA. RefSeq lists its product as hypothetical. Lineage: Eukaryota; Fungi; Ascomycota; Eurotiomycetes; Eurotiales; Aspergillaceae. The coding region runs from base 1 to 372 and encodes 123 amino acids. The transcript has 5 exons. The record is from RefSeq and is a predicted model, not a curated record.